GAGUUCACCGAGUUGAUAAGUUCCAUCUCGGAGUACCAUACCUACCGAGUUGGGCGGGGCCGAUGUUCGUCGCUGCUCGCACAACAUAUGAAUGCGCCAAACGACGUCGUCUGGUCGAUUGUUCGGCAAUUCGACAAGCCCCAGAGCUAUAAGCAUUUCAUCAAGAGCUGCACGGUGAAGGAAGGGUUUAGGAUUGCGGUUGGUUGCACGAGGGAUGUCAACGUGAUCAGCGGGCUACCGGCUGCUACCAGUACGGAGAGGCUUGACAUACUGGAUGACAACCGUUUUGUCACCGGCUUCAGCAUCAUAGGCGGUGAGCACAGGUUGAGGAAUUACCGAUCGGUGACGACGGUACAUGGAUUCCAGCGUGACAACAGGAUCUGGACCGUUGUUUUGGAAUCAUACGUUGUGGACGUUCCAGAAGGGAACACGGAGGAGGAUACGCGUCUGUUUGCGGACACGGUGGUGAAAUUGAAUCUCCAGAAGCUGGCGUCGCUGACGGAAGCGCGCGCCCGUGGCGGUGACGUUAGCAGGUGAAUUGCAGGGUCGUUGACUUAUCGGUUUCCGUCUGACAUUAUGGCCGGAAGGUAAGGGCAUUUCAGUCAUUGCACCACCCAUAGAGAUGUGAGGAUAUGCUUUUAUCGUGUUUGUUUCUUGGAAUUCUGUGGAGAAAGAAAAUAGACUCCUUUUCUUUUGUGCCUUUUUUUUUUUCAAAAAAAAAAAAAUUAUUAUUAUGUAUUAUACAAGUUGGGGAUUGUGCUU
Molecule: messenger RNA, 762 nt
Organism: Carica papaya (papaya)
Lineage: Eukaryota; Viridiplantae; Streptophyta; Magnoliopsida; Brassicales; Caricaceae
Gene: PYR1
Product: Polyketide cyclase/dehydrase and lipid transport superfamily protein
Biological process (GO): abscisic acid-activated signaling pathway
Cellular component (GO): nucleus; cytoplasm
Molecular function (GO): signaling receptor activity; protein phosphatase inhibitor activity; abscisic acid binding
Source: RefSeq, a predicted model, not a curated record